Molecule: messenger RNA, 840 nt
Organism: Dibothriocephalus latus
Lineage: Eukaryota; Metazoa; Platyhelminthes; Cestoda; Diphyllobothriidea; Diphyllobothriidae
Source: the annotation of a GenBank genome assembly
AGCUCAGAACCUGACGCCGAUGAUGCAAAACCAAUUUCGAACGUUCCUAGGGGUUCCAUUCCAAUCUACCGACGCGGUUAUGCUGCGAGAAGGGCUACUUCACACGGAACACUCGUUUGGGACGGUGGCCGCCUCCGCAGUAUUUCCGACGAGUCUAGUCAACCGAAAUCCGAAACUAUGCUGCCUUUUCCGGGAGCGGUUUUAGGCACCAGCAGUGGUAUUGGUGACUCUUUAAUUCCAGCGGACAGGCCCACCCCCAGAGUCCCUCGAGGUGUACGUCGCGGCAGGCCUGGGCGACAAAGGACUGGACCCCGCGGUUCGCUCGCUGGCGGGCUCUUCAGCGACAGGCCUGGCUCUAACGAAGACGACUUGCGUAUCAGUAGGAUGAGUGAACUGGAUGCAAAUCUGCCACGUUUUGUGCCUCGAGAAGCCUUGCCAACGGACCUCACUCUACCCGUUUUCCAUCUGACAGCUGAAGAUCCUCUUCCGCAGACUGGUACGCUUUCGGGAAAUUCUGCAAACCCAACCGACCCACAAAGCACCAACCUUGCUGCAGGACCUGCAGGCUUUGGCAGCAAAAUGAAAAGCAGUGGCAUGGAUGAUAUCGACUUUGAGAUGCUGAAGAACUACCGUCGGCUCAAUGGCUACACCCUCUUUACUAUCGUCAAUAGAAAGAAGUAUGGCCUCUCUGACGAGGCGUCAGAUCAGAAGUCCCAGAGUCGCCGUUGGCAGGUAUGUUUUCCCGUCAUUCCCGAUUAUUCUGUUAUUUUUGAUCGCCAGCUCACUCAACUUCAAACAUCUCGGCGUUUACUUAGAGUUUUUAAUGACAGAAGAAGCUGA